This is a messenger RNA of Oryzias melastigma (Indian medaka), 235 nucleotides long. RefSeq names its product son of sevenless homolog 2. The record is from RefSeq and is a predicted model, not a curated record. NCBI's taxonomy places the organism in Eukaryota, Metazoa, Chordata, Actinopteri, Beloniformes, Adrianichthyidae. Gene Ontology annotation, molecular function: guanyl-nucleotide exchange factor activity. Gene Ontology annotation, biological process: small GTPase-mediated signal transduction.
CCCCGCAGUCCGCCUCCUCCGACCCCUGCCCCGUCUUCAACGACCUCGACGCCAGCAUCGGUUCCUCCAACUCGGUUCUGCAGUUCUCAAAGAUUCAGUUCGCCUCCUGCGGGAGUCUGCACCAGCUGGUGGAGGAGCUGAGGCCGCCUCCUUUACCUCCUCGGAGGAAAGACGCCACGUCGGAAGCUAAACUGAGCUCCCACUCCGACAGCCCCCCCGCCAUCCCUCCCCGGCU